Messenger RNA from Sebastes umbrosus (honeycomb rockfish), 1754 nucleotides. RefSeq names its product leucine-rich repeat-containing protein 19-like. Lineage: Eukaryota; Metazoa; Chordata; Actinopteri; Perciformes; Sebastidae. The coding region runs from base 152 to 712 and encodes 186 amino acids. The transcript is spliced from 3 exons. The record is from RefSeq and is a predicted model, not a curated record.
UGUCCUGCAACCUUUGCCCAGCAAGUCUCUUUACUUUUCAGAAGGAGCUGAAGAGGAAGACGAAAACAACGGUUAAAAGUCAGGUCUUGGUGGCAUACACCUGUUCUGUCAGUUAACCUAUUUUGUACAGGUUCUCCCUCAGAACGCAGAGAUGGGCCGGUGGAGCUGCAGCCUCUGUGUGGUGUUUUUUCUCAGUGCAGCGUUUAUCAGAGAAGCACGUCAGGCUGCUAUAUCUGAUGUCGGGGGACACAAAGGUGCUCAGAGACAUCUUCUGAUGGAAGAGGAAGAUCACACCAACAAAACUGAUAGUCAAAGGGCAGUCGAUCCAGACGAGAGCCCAAAGUCGCUGGACUGGACCUAUAUGGCUGCAGGACUGGGAACAGCCCUCACCAUCUCGCUCCUCAUCGUGACGGCCGUCAAGUUUCGUGUCUUCCAUCGCUUCCUGGCGAGCUACAGACACUCCCUGCUCCAGGAGGCCGACGGGGUCAGCCAGUACGGCCACGACGUGGGGACCUACCCUAACAGUGUGAUGGGUAGGAUGGGAGGGGUGGGAGGGACUGCGAGGCCGCUGGACGACGAUGACGAUGGCUUCAUUGAGGACAACUAUAUCCAGGCCAGUGAGAAAGACAGGGCAGACAGGGAGAGGGAGGAGGAGGAGGAGGAGGAAGAGGUAGAAGACAGCGACGAUGAUCUUCAGUUCAGUAUAGCGUGAUGAGAUAAAAGGUUUACAACUAAAAUGACACUAUAGAGGAGAUUUUGAUUGACCGUUGACAGUAAAGCAGUGAUUCGGAACAUUUCUGGCUUGUGAUCCCUUAGAAUGAAUCUACUUGCAGUCUCUUACACCUUCCAUACAUCUAUGAACUGUGAAGAGUAAGUUCCCCUUAAUAAGUAUCUUAUUGUUUUAUUGAUUUAAAUCAUUAACAUAGGCCAGGACAGGCAAAACUAUGGAUGUCACAGUUUAAAGAAAGUUCAAAGUUUAAAGAAAAAUAAAAAGAGAUCAAAUUUGUGAAUCAGAAUUUUGUUUUCUUGUUCCAAUUAAUCUUUUUGCGACCUCUAAGAUGAUCUUGUGACCCUUUGGAGGGUCCCAACCCACAGUUUGGGAACUGCUGAAAGUGCACAGCACUGUAGAUGUGUGAUGAAUGUGAAAACAGAAUGAGCCACGGUUGUUUCAAAACGUCUGAAUUUGCAGUAAUAACUGGACUUGUGUCCAAAAUGAGCUAAUUCAAAUAGUAUGAUGAUGAUGAAAGUAAUAAUGAAAAUGUAUAAACAGAUGUAAAUUGAAUUUUUGACCAAUGUUACUGCUUUUAUUUGAGUUCAUUUGAGUACAGUAUAGUAGCUGUAUCCCAUGCUACACUUAGGCUGGGUGCAGGAUAGCAGUAGAGAUGACCUGCACUCUGGAUUAUAGCUCCUAUAAACUUUAUUGGGUUGAGACAGGCAGCGUUUUGACUGUACUGGGUCUUCUUCAGAUGCCAUGUUUGCUUUUGUUGUGUUAGCUAUUUUCCCAAAGAAGAUAAGUUUAGUCAAAAUGCUGCCUGCCAGAUAAUUCCUACUUUUUUCCUUUCAUGCAGAGUAAAAAUUGUUUCCCCUGCGGCUGGAAUCUCGUUAAAAAAUGAAUAUAUUGUGUGUAUAUCCAUCUGUUAAAGUCACUGUUUGUACCCUGCUAAUGAGAAAUCCCUGCCAAUCACUUGAGUAAGUUAAGUAUUCACAUUUAAGUGAAGCGGUUGGUGGGUUGAUUAUAUUUUGGCUGCGAAUCA